Molecule: messenger RNA, 2821 nt
Organism: Elaeis guineensis (African oil palm)
Lineage: Eukaryota; Viridiplantae; Streptophyta; Magnoliopsida; Arecales; Arecaceae
Source: RefSeq, a predicted model, not a curated record
CAACUCGGAUUCGGGUUCUGUAGCCCUACAAAGUCUCCUUCUCGCCGCCCUCGGUCGUCCUCUCUGUCUCACUCGCUCUCCUUCGCGCUGAGCGGGUGAGGUCAGUCCAAUUCUCGCCCUCGAGCUAAAAAACACAGUGGUAGGUUAAAACUGGUUUUGUGAUGUCCAAGAAGAUAAAUAAUUUGCAGUUUAAUGGGUGAAGCUGACGAGAUAUGAUUUGCUGCUGCAUUUAAAGCUUGAGGAUGUGUUGUUUUUGCAAUUUGUAGCACAAGAUUGCGGGUGAAGAGUUUGGUUUUGGUGCUUGGGUUUGCUAUUCUACUUGUCCAUGUCUUAUCUGAUUGAGUUGAGAAGCAGACUCAGCUGUUUGCCAAGAUUUCGUGGCGUCAGUGUCUUCUGAGUAGCCGAGAAUAUUUGAAAUUUGAUUUUGGUCAUGGUUUCUGAAGGUGACUUGAUUACUAUACAAAAUGCACCUCCUCAAUUCUUUCACCUGGCAGAUAUGCCUGUUGCUGAAAAGGUAGCACUGAAGAAGAAGUUGAAGACUGAACUUGCCCAAGUGAGAUCCGCAAUUGAAAAUGUCAUAGUAGAUUGUGAAAAACGAUUGUCUCAAAAACAUUCUGCUGUUGUGGAAGAUCAUGUAGCUGUCCUUGAAAAUGGUGGUUCUGGUAAGACUGUUGAAUCUGUCAAUUCCUUUUCUGAUUCCGACAGCCAGCUGUUCUUGACGAGUGAGAAUGAUCAGGCUUCGAUUAAUAGGAAAAGGAAAACGCCUGACAUGAACAAAGAUCAAAAUGAUACUGAUAAUUGUUCUAAUAAUGAAGAGAUCAUGCUCACUGAGAAGUCUGAACCAGCAUCCACUGUGACUGGUGGUUGUAAAGGAAAUACCCUGGGAAAGGUGGACAGUCAAAAUGGAAAGGGUGAGAACAUGGAUAUUACUAAGAUGAGGGAGUGUGCUAGUAUCCUGAGGAAACUGAUGAAUCAUUCUUUUGGUCGGGUCUUCAACCAACCUGUAGAUCCAGUGAAGUUAAACAUUCCAGAUUAUUUUUCAAUUAUCUGCAGACCUAUGGACCUAGGCACUGUAAAGAAUAAACUUGCAAGCAAGCAGUACUUGAGCACUCAUCAGUUUGCUGCAGAUGUAAAACUUACAUUCUCCAACGCAAUGCGAUAUAAUCCUCCUGGAAAUGAUGUCCAUAUCAUGGCCAACGAAUUAAAUAACAUUUUCAAUUCAGGAUUGAAAUCAUUGGAGGGAAAAUGGAGAAAGGAAAGCUCGUCAUCUUUGCAGCAGUCAGUGAAGAACUUGCAGAAACAAACUCUUGCAUCAAGGCGAGUGGCUCGGGGAAAAACUGUCUGUCGCUUGGAUUCAUUUCCCAGAAGGUCCUUAACAGCAGCUGACAAACUGAAGCUGAGAAAAGAGUUAGCAAAUAUGCCAGUCAGAAAAAUUUCACCACAGUUGCUCAAUUUUCUUCAGAAGAAAGCUUGUUCACUUGGCAAAAUUGAAGACGGAAUCGAGGUGGACAUUGAUAUAUUUGAUGAGGAGGCUCUAUGGGAAUUGCAACAGAUCAUAAGGAGUUCUGUGGAUGUAAGACCUAUUGAUUCUGAACAGGCAAAAAAAUGUGCCAUGCGCCCUUUGCAGGACUCAUGCAAAGGUAAUGGCGGAACUGGACUUAGAUCUGAUGGUGCUGAUGGUAAAGCCCUGUUGAGCCCUUCAGCUUGUAUGACAUGUGCUAAUAUGGAUUGCCACUGCAGUCAUCACAAUGACUUUACUCAAGCUUCAUCUAGUGAUGUGGAGUCUGAAAGAUCUUCAGAUAGAGAGGGUGAUUCAUGCCAUUCCAUUGCAUAUGAUCCGGAUUCUAGGAAGCCUAAAAUUGGUAUGCAGAGGAUUGAACCAAAUUCUGACUCAGAUGGGGUUUCAGUUGUUGACAAAGAUAUUGUUCAAUCUGGUUCUCAUCCUUCUAGUCCAGUUACCACUGCUACAAAAGGGGAGGUUGAUCUUCUUUGUGCAGGGCAGUUAUCACCAACUAAAGCUCUCCGUGCUGCAAUGCUGAAGAGUCGUUUUGCUGACACCAUCCUGAAAGCACAACAGAAAGCACUUCUGACUCAUGGUGAGAAAGUAGAUCCAGCAAAGUUGCAGCGAGAAAGAGAAAAGUUGGAAAAGAAGCAGCGGGAAGAAAAGGCAAGGAUUGAGGCUGAAGUCAAAGCUGCUGAAGCUGCUGCGCGAAUGAAGGCAGAAGCUGAGAUGAAAAUGCAAAGGGAGAGGGAAAGGGAAGCAGCUCGCCUGGCACUACAGAAGAUGGAAAAGACUGUUGAUGUUGAUAAUAGCCAUUUAGUUAAAGAUCUUGAGGACUUCGGAUAUCCACACCACCUUGACAUGCCUGAUGAAGUGGUGGUUAAUUUUGUGGAUGGGUUUGAGCUGCAGACCUAUCUUGCUAAUCCGUUGGAGCAGUUGGGUUUGUUCAUGAAGAACGAAUAUAUGGAUGAGGAAGUUGAUAACUGGAUCUCGGCCACGGACAAUGGUGAUGUGGAAGAGGGAGAGAUAGGUUGUUUGUAGUCAUAUCAAACGUCCUUUGUAAUAUUACCCUAUAUCAACUUGUGGUAAUGGGUGCUUGUAGUUCUGUUGUUCUGUUUCCAGAGGGAUAGGAGGGAAGAACUUCAGUGUGAUAUCUUUUCUUAUUUUACACUGGCUUGUGAUUUGCCAUCACUGGCAGUUGAUGAUGUGGGAUGCACAAUUUGAUAUUGGGGAAUUUUGCAACUGGAUGCUAAAUUAUUGAAAGAGAAAAGAAUGAAUAAAGACGUGUGAUAUUGUGGCACCCUAUUCAAAGGACAAAAA